Molecule: messenger RNA, 993 nt
Organism: Encephalitozoon intestinalis ATCC 50506
Lineage: Eukaryota; Fungi; Microsporidia; Unikaryonidae
Exons: 1
Coding region: 1-993 (330 amino acids)
Cellular component (GO): endoplasmic reticulum membrane; Golgi membrane
Molecular function (GO): metal ion binding; ubiquitin protein ligase activity
Source: RefSeq, a predicted model, not a curated record
AUGAGCCAAGAAGAAAAUAACGAGAAGUUAAGCCAUGCAGCCGAGAAAAAAGAAAGUAAAGACUCCAAGAAUAAUAGAGUCCCCAAGUACGAAAGUGAGUCUUUUUUUGAUGACUCUGAAAAUGUGGCCUAUUCAAGCCAAUAUAGAAUUGCUGGGGAGUACAGGCCUGUAAGGCAGGUGAUAAUAAUAGAAAGACAGCCCACUCUUGGAGAUGUUUUACAGAAAAUGGCAGUAAUAGCCGUGUAUGCACUUGUCAUCCAAACAUUCUUUGCUGUCUGGAAGGGGAUCAACAAGAAGAGCCAUGAUUUCUGUGUUUUUUUCAUCCUUCUGUUGUUUCCCCCUGGUUUUUUUCUUUACAUUCAGUCCUACUUUCUUCCCCUCUGCUGGCUAGGAUUCUCCGGCUUUAUACUUUUCAACACGGUUAGAGUAUUGAAGGGAUCUCUUGGAAAAGAUGUGAUGAGGGACAUUUACGGCGUGUUUAAAACGUUGUUCAUCAUUUCAAAUUUAGGAAUCCUUCUGGGGCAAUCCCUUACCUUCAUAUUUUUCUAUCUGAACCCGAAGAACCUUGGAUAUUCUCUUUCCAUUUUGCUGUUCUUCCUGUAUUUCGGGCUUCUAAGCAGAGAGGUUAUUUUCUUUUUAAGCGAGACUGUGGCCAUUUCCACAGGGUUUUAUAGCAAAGAAGGGGUACCUGGAAAAGGAAAUAAUAACUCUCUCUGCAUGAUUUGCACAAAAUCAUUUAAUGGCAGUGAAAAGAUACAUACAUUAGUAUGCACCCAUUCUUUCCAUGAAGACUGCAUUAAGGGAUGGUGCCUCCUUGGAAAAAAACCCUUCUGCCCAUAUUGUAAAAAGAAGGUCGAAAGUUCCUCCUUGCCCCCUGAGCUGUGGCAUAAGGCAGAAGUAUGGUUCUAUCCAUUAAUUAAUACUCUGAGAAGUUUUAUUGUACUUACUCUGGUUCUAACAGCAAUCAUUCUAUAUAAGAUAAAAUACCAGUAA